Contarinia nasturtii (swede midge) is the source of this 788-nucleotide messenger RNA. RefSeq lists its product as uncharacterized. The coding region runs from base 23 to 772 and encodes 249 amino acids. The transcript has 2 exons. NCBI's taxonomy places the organism in Eukaryota, Metazoa, Arthropoda, Insecta, Diptera, Cecidomyiidae. The record is from RefSeq and is a predicted model, not a curated record.
GUUGAAAAUUAAAACAAAAGAGAUGGCUUUAAUCAAAGAAAUUAUAAAUUCCCCGCAGUCUUCGAAUUUACUGAAAUUAAAGCAAAAUUCAAGCACUCAGACCACAAGUGCGUGUAGUUCCAAGCUACCAGAUGUCAAUGCCGAAAAUGAUGAUUCGCAAAAAUUUGCCGAUUGUUCAAAUCCAAACAAUGAACUCGUGCAGGUUAAAACAAAACUCAAAACCAAAGAACAGUUGAAAAAACAACCGGAAACAAAUAUCGAAUCAGUGUUAAAAUUCGAACUGACACAUGUGCGCAAGUUGAUUGACGAUGCAGUAAACAACAUUUCAAAUUCUACCAGCAACGAAGAUGUUUACGAUCAAAUUCUAUGGAUGAACGAACAGAUUUCCGAAUUGAGAAGCAACACCAAGUCUUAUUUGUCAAUGAUUCAUCAAUUGGAAGAUACACUCAGAAAGCAAGUUCACAAUCGUAACGCGAAUGAAAUUGAAAUUCAUCGUUUACACGAGGAAAUUACCAAACAAGUUCAAAAUUAUGAAAAUCUUAAAAAUCAAUUCAAACCGUAUCCAGGCCGUUCAAAUCGAAGUCGGUGGAUAAAUCAAAAUGAAUUUGAUCGAAGCUCUUCAGUUAUAUAUGAAGCGUCAUUGGCAGGGAAAAUGAACAAUCGACAUUUGAGUAACUUGAAAAGAAAUGCAGUUGAAUACAACUGCGGAGCACCAUUGCAACCGGCCAAACGCCAACGACCACAAUAUGAAAAUGAGAUUGCCUUUUUUUGAUGUCAAAAUAAAUGAU